AUGUGUCCAAUCGAUGGCUGCACCAGGGGCUUUAAGAAGGUCUGCUCAAGCCCAAGAGCCUGUGUGCCUCCUCAGCCCCCGAGUGUGACAGACGUGCCUUGUGGCUGCCUUGAAGAUCGUGUCGUGAUGGCGAAGACGUUGCUGUUGGCGCUGGGCGUGAUGGCGAUGGCCGCCGGCUGGGCCGAAGCUACCACGAUCUCGGUCCCAGCUGACCAUCCCAAAUACCCAGGGAUGUGCUGGACUGAUACGGAGCCUGUCAGGAACGGGGACUACUUUUAUCUACCCGACUGUGUGCGGGUUCAUUGCUACCGCACCGAACACGGAAUGCGGCUCGACUACGAAACAUGUCCGAUCCAGGGUCCUAGGACUGGCUGUACAGCUGUAGCAGAUUUGCGGUACAAAUAUCCCUAUUGUUGUCCCAGACUCACCUGCGCCUAAUUAACAGUCAUUGGCUUCUGGGUUAUGGAUUCACUGAACUACAGGACUGAUUUAAUAUGGCUCGUCAUCUCGUACGCGCUCAAGACGACACUCCGCCUUGUUUCGAGCGCGUAUCCCGAGAGGAUGAACUUUUCGAUUUGAAAAGUGUGGACCAUUCGUAGGUUUGCUGUUAUGAGCUGUCUGUCUGGAUGUCCUCGUUAGCUGUUGCUCACGUAUGAAAUCGGUUGAUGGUUCUUCAUCUUCUUGUGCCCAAUAAAUGCAAGCAAUACC
Penaeus monodon (black tiger shrimp) is the source of this 708-nucleotide messenger RNA. RefSeq lists its product as uncharacterized. Bases 1 to 438 code for a protein of 145 amino acids. The record is from RefSeq and is a predicted model, not a curated record. NCBI's taxonomy places the organism in Eukaryota, Metazoa, Arthropoda, Malacostraca, Decapoda, Penaeidae. The transcript is spliced from 4 exons.